Molecule: messenger RNA, 3063 nt
Organism: Aspergillus udagawae
Lineage: Eukaryota; Fungi; Ascomycota; Eurotiomycetes; Eurotiales; Aspergillaceae
Product: putative NRPS-like enzyme
Exons: 1
Coding region: 1-3063 (1020 amino acids)
Biological process (GO): amino acid activation for nonribosomal peptide biosynthetic process; secondary metabolite biosynthetic process
Cellular component (GO): cytoplasm
Molecular function (GO): catalytic activity; phosphopantetheine binding
Source: RefSeq, a predicted model, not a curated record
AUGAAAGGCUCACAUUCCUCAGAGCCACUAGAGGGCACCGUCGUCGACCUCUUCGACGAAUGGGCCGAGAAAUACCCGGAGAGAGUCGCAGCGGAAUGGCAAGGCGAAUCCCUCACCUAUGGGGCUCUCCGCAAUGCCUCUCUCCAUGUUAGUCGCGCCUUAUUAUUGGCCGGCGUACAGCCACGCGCCCGAGUGCCGCUGUUGACCCAAAUGUCGCUGGAGAUGCUUCCGGCAGUGAUCGGGAUCUUGAGGGUAGGGGCCUGCUAUGCACCGAUGGAUGUGGCCGCCUGGAGUCGUGUUCGGAUCGAGGCCGCACUCUCCGAGCUGGCCUCCUCGGUAGCGGUCAUCACUAGCACCUGUCCCGGCCUCCAAUUACCUGUCAUCACGGUGAAUUUCCAGAGGGAAUGGCUUGUCUCGUCACCAUCGGACAAGGACGGCCUACGAGUGGAGCUGGAGGCACGCCGAAGCGGAAUGCGGGCCGGGGACCUUGCGUGGAUUAUCUUCACCUCGGGCACAACGGGCAAGCCGAAAGGAGUGAUGGUGUAUCACAGGGGUAUAUACGCAGUCUGUACCGUGCAGCACAGCAAGGAGCUCGAAGACGCCGCGGAGCAAGGAGGUCGGUGCCUGCUUGCGUUCUCCAUCGCCUUCGAUGGCUGCGCUGCAGUUGUCUGGACGACUUUGUCCAAGGGUGCCACGCUGGUGAUGGCCUCGCCAUCAGACUUCCCAGAGGUAGCGACGACUUGCCAAUCCUUAAACCUGACACCGUCUAUGCUUGCUGCGUUGGAUCCGUCGGGCUCUUACAAUCGCGUUCGCUAUAUAUUCCUGGGUGCUGAAGCGCCAAAGCUGGAGGUUGUGCGACGGUGGAUUACGAAAAGCAGAAAAGUGUUCACCACAUACGGUCCGUCAGAAACGACCUGUGUGAUCAGUUUCGGGGAACUGCAUCCAGACCAGGAGGUGCCUUUUGGCGAACUUAUCCCCGGGGUGAAGGUUGUCUUGGUCGAUGAGGAGAUGAAGGAGUCCAACUAUGGCGAGGUCCUGAUCUCAGGGCCCGGUUUGGCUGCUGGAUAUCUCAACAAUCCUACACUAACAGCGAAAAAGUUCAUCGAAUGGAACGGCGAGCACUUCUACAGGACAGGGGAUCUCGCACGCAGGACCGAAGAUGGACAGCUGGUAUGGGCAGGUCGUGCAGAUUCGCUCGUCAAAAAUCGUGGUUUCUUAAUCAAUCUGGAGACUGAAGUUGAACCGGCGAUGCAGGCUUAUCCUCAGGUCAACUUAGCCGUGGCUUUCCAGUGGCAUGAUAGGCUUGUGGGCUGUGUGCAACCGUCCACAGUUGAUGUCGAAGAACUACGCAAAUUUAUGCAGAGUCGUGCAGAUCCGUUUGUCAUCCCUGAUAUGAUCUUCGCCAUGGACAGUUUCCCUCUCAGUGUUAAUAGUAAGACGGAUCGCUUAGCGCUCCAGGCCCAAUUGGACGAGAAGCUGGGCCAAGAUGAUGCUCCCGACGAAGGCGCUUGUCUUCUCAAGACAGACAGUCUCACGACUUAUGACGCGUUACGUUUGGCCUUUUCCCGGUGUCUGCAGAAUCGAUUCAGGAAUACAGACCGGAGCUCGUCUUUCACGCGACUGGGAGGAAACUCGUUGGCAGCCAUUCAAGUUUCAAACUUUCUAAAGCAGCGAGGGUACUCAAUUCCUGCCGCGCAAGUCCUCAAACUAGACACGAUCGAACGGCUGGAAGACCGCCUGAGAAGCCAGUCUAACGCCGAAGUUGCGGAGGGAGGAUUCAGGAGCUUGCAGGCUACAGCGACACCUGUGCAGAGGCUCUUCCUCACCCGGUCUUUAGAGACACCACAUACCUUCGCUAUCAUUGGCCUGACCAAGUACAUCGGGGACCCCUCCCAAACUCCUACCGCCAGUGACCUUCGUGGGGCUAUGGAAAAGACGCUCUCAGCACACAGCAUCUUCUGCACGCGGUUUGAUCUAACGGACUUCACCCUCUCCGACCUUGGCCGACUCAAUCUCACCUGGGACGAGGUCAGCGUGUCUGAAGACGAGUUCGAGCAAGCCUGUGAGGCAGCUGAAGAAGAAUCAUGGCAGGCUGUGAGCAGGACCACGCUCGCCGACAACGAAGUCCCUUACUGCGCGGUGACCUGCAUCUCUGUGCCCGGCCGCAGAGCACUCGCCUUUGUAACGCGGAUCCAUCACGUCCUCACUGAUGUGUUCUCCUCUGCCAUCCUGUCGCAGGACCUGGAAACCGCCCUAGCAGGUGGCGAAGUAGCACCAGGCCCCCGGUUCAAGGACUUCGCGCGGUUCAUGCACAGCUACACACAAGCCAACAUCGAGCGGGCAACGCAAUGUUUCACCAAGAUGCUAGAGCCCCUACCUGCCUCAUCCGUCCUGCAACUCCCGGCCCCGAAAGAACCUCCCCCACCGGAAGGCCUCAAUCUCAUCCGUCUCCAGUCAUCCCCUUCCAUCACCCGGGCCGCCCUCGACGCCUCAUCUCGCCGUCUCUCUGUGACCCCCAGCACAAUGAUCUACGCUGCAUGGGCGCUCUUUCUCCAUAGAAUCACCUCGUGGGCCCGCGUCGGCUUCUCCGUCAGUCUCUCGGGCCGCACAGUCCCGUGGCCAUCGGCCCCCUCCGUUGUCGGACCGCUUCUCUGUCGCUCUUUAUUCAGCACCAGCAUUGGCAAGGACGCAACCGUGCACGACUGGCUCUCGGCCGUGCACAAGACCACUCUCGAUAUUAUUGAGUUUGAUGGGCUCACGCAUUCGCUGCCUCCAUCUCUGAUGGCCGACCCCCGCACGAACACAUCCAACGUGCUCUGCUUCCUGGACGUUCCCGAGCCGUCGCGGAAUUGGAGCCACAAGGACCGCCAGAAGCAUUAUUAUACGCUAUCGUGGUACAUCACCCAGCGGGGUCAGCAUGUGGCGACGGAGUUUGAGGUUCAGUUGGAGAAGGUGGAUUUAUACUGGGCGAAGGCCGUGGCUGGUCUGCCCGGGGAGAUCUUGUCAGGACUUAUCAACGCGACGGAUUCUACAAGUGUCGCGGAGUUAAUUGCCGCUAAGUAG